Messenger RNA from Lates calcarifer (barramundi perch), 1936 nucleotides. RefSeq names its product legumain (gene lgmn). Gene Ontology annotation, molecular function: cysteine-type endopeptidase activity. NCBI's taxonomy places the organism in Eukaryota, Metazoa, Chordata, Actinopteri, Centropomidae. Gene Ontology annotation, biological process: vacuolar protein processing. The record is from RefSeq and is a predicted model, not a curated record.
CGAGAGAAUUCCCGUCAUCGGUUUUUCCCGACGUCAUAUAUAAAUGUCCCAGUGACUCCUGCUGAAGAUGUGCGCUUGGUGUAGUUAGUUCACCGCUGUCUGCUUCACACAACACCUUGAGAGAAAAGGAGCCCCACAGAAGGCGAGGCAAUGUAUCAGUCAGUCCUCCUCGCACUGCUCGGCCUGAGUCUCGGGUUGGUAAAUGCGUUUCCUGCCCAGGAUCCAGACAGUGGCAAGAACUGGGUGGUGAUCGUAGCCGGCUCCAACGGCUGGUACAACUACAGACACCAGGCUGAUGCCUGCCAUGCCUACCAGAUUGUCCGUAAGAAUGGCAUCCCAGAUGAGCAGAUAGUGGUUAUGAUGUACGAUGACUUGGCUAACAAUGAAGAUAACCCCACCCCUGGGAUAUUGAUCAACAGGCCGAACGGCACAGAUGUGUACAAGGGAGUUCCUAAAGAUUACACCGGGGAUGAUGUAACCCCAGAAAAUUUCCUGGCAGUGCUGAAGGGCGACUCCUCGAAAAUCAGAGGUGGUUCAGGAAAAGUGUUGAAGAGCGGCCCCAAUGAUCAUGUGUUUGUAUACUUCACUGACCACGGAGCACCUGGCAUUCUGGCUUUUCCUAAUGAUGAUCUCCAUGUUGAAGAUCUCCAAGAAACCAUUAAAUACAUGCACGAAAACAAGAAAUACAAAAGGAUGGUGUUUUACAUUGAGGCAUGUGAGUCUGGGUCAAUGAUGAACCACCUGCCUGCUGACAUUGACGUGUACGCCACCACAGCAGCAAACCCCCACGAGUCCUCUUAUGCCUGCUACUAUGACGAGAAGAGGGACACAUACCUGGGCGACUGGUACAGCGUUAACUGGAUGGAGGACUCUGAUGUGGAGGACCUGACAAAAGAAACUUUGCUGAAACAGUUCAAGAUUGUGAAGAGCCACACAAACACCAGCCAUGUGCAGCAGUACGGGAACAAGACAAUGGCCCACAUGAAGGUGAUAGCAUUUCAGGGUAAACGCAAAGCAGACAGCGAACCCGCCCCUCCAAUGACCCUGCAGCCAGUUAAGAAUCUGGAUCUCACCCCAAGCCCCGACGUUCCUCUGGCCAUCCUCAAGAGGAAGAUGAUGGCCUCCAAUGACAUCAGAGUUGCGAGGGGCCUGCUGAUGGAGAUCAGCUCCCACCUCAAGGUCAGGGAGAUGCUGGCUGAGACUAUGCACCGACUGGUCGAGAGGGUGACCGGAGAUAAGAUCAAGGCUGAGGAGGUCUUCAACGAGAGAGCCGAACUGUCCCAGCAUCAGUGCUACAAGGCUGCAGUCAACCACUACAAACACAACUGCUUCAACUGGCACAAAACAGAGUUUGAAUAUGCUCUGAGACAUCUGUACGCUCUGGUGAACCUGUGUGAGAGAGGAUACCCUGCAGACAGCAUCCUGCUGGCCAUGGACUCAGUGUGUCACAGCAAGUAAAGGUCUUUCAACAAAAAUCCACUGAAGUCUCAGAUCAAGCUGUUUCUUCCAUGUUGGACGGCCUGAGAAGACGAUGCGUCUCUUUGCACAGUUUAGGAAUCAAUCUAAUGUGGAGUUGACGUUAUUGUUUAUCAACACACUAUAACACUUAAAAACCUGUGAUGUUUUUUUGAUUUUACUGAGAAUUUUUAAGUGUGUUUUAUGAUGAAUUGCACUAUCACUGUAGAGUGUAUGUGAAUGACGUUUUACUGCUUCUGAUUUGUAUUUUUUCCCUUUUUUUAUCACAUAGGAUAGACAGCUAUAACAUGGAAAUCAUGUCAAUUUGUUCUCCUCUGUUUUAUUUGUGGUACAAAAUGCCUGGUGUGAAUGUUUCAUUGACAUGUAAAGGACAUGCCUUUAAAUACUGAAUGUUAAUUGAACCUCAAGAGACUCUGUUGUAAAACAGGGAUUUUGAAAUAAAAUCUUUACAGACCAAAAA